Molecule: messenger RNA, 3823 nt
Organism: Paramecium sonneborni
Lineage: Eukaryota; Ciliophora; Oligohymenophorea; Peniculida; Parameciidae
Source: the annotation of a GenBank genome assembly
AUGUUUUUUAAUAAAUCACAAAGUACAGGAUAAUUUCGUUUAUAACUGGCAUCAACAACAAGUAGAUCUAAUUUUAAUACCAAAAUAUUAAGUCCAAAAUUCAAUCGAAGUUUCAGUCCUAAAUAAAAUAUCGAACUUAUAGAAAGUAAAUUCAUUGCAAAAUUAUUUAGUAAAAAAUAAUUUUCCAUAAAGAGAGAUGUUUUUUGAGAUUUAGAGACUUUGGGAAGAAAACAAGAUCCCAGAGAUUCAUUAGAAGUAUUAUUACUUUAUUUUAACUUCUAAUCUUGCUAGUUAAGAAUAUUUAAUGAGGUAAGAGAUUGAAAGCUAUAAAUUAAAUGGAAGUAUUAUCAAGACUUUGCAUCAAUUAACAAUUAGUAGAGAGAUUUGUUUAAAAGAAGCUUUAGCAAUCUAAUAGAGUGAGAAUAUUAUAGAAUUUGUAUGCCUUAUUUCAAAUUUUCUUUACGAUCUUAGGAAAAUUACUUUAAAUUUGAUAGAGUACUAAAGAAAGUGGGUGAAUAAAUUAUACAUAUAGUAUGCAUAUAAUUACUAGUGGAUUUAUUAAGGAGAAAAUUACAUUAUGAAAAUAAAGAAAGAUCAUAAAUUGCUUUUUUAAAUGCAUCCUGUUUUAAUGAAAUUCUUUCAUAUGAGUGAAAGUGUGGAUGAUAUUUUUUAUUUGGGAGUCAUUAAUUAAGCUUAUGAAAGAGAUUUAGAAUAUUUUGAUUAUUUAACUAAACAUAAACUUGAUAAAAAAUAUGUGAAUAGAAUUAAAGAACUAGAGACUUAUGUAAGAGUUAAAUUAACAGGAGAAUUAUCAGAAAAUAAAAAUAAAACUUUACUUUAAACAAAAACUAAUUUUCUAAGUACAAAGGAAUUAUAAAGUGGAUAAAUUACAUCUAGAAAAGGAAGUAUAAAUAAAUUCUAAAUGGAAUUGCCACCUCUUCCAGAAUACAGAAGUUAAGUCAUUUAUAAAUAGGAUGAUAUUUCAUUUAUUAUUAAAGAUUGGCCAAUUAAAGAUAUUCCUUAAAUUCUGAGUUUUUGGCUUUCAACUAAUUUUGAAGAUUUUCAUAAAAGUUUCUUACAACCUUCUACUUAUAUAUAGGAAACAUUAAGUUAUGGAUUAGAAGCAAUAAUGUUAUAAAUAUCUGAUUUAGGAAUUUUAUUGGCAAGUAUUGAAUAGGAUUGUGAUAUUAGAAAAUGGGUUAUUCAUUUAAUAGUUUGUAAGGAAUAAAUAUUUGAUAAAAUUAUACAUCAUUUUAUAAGAAUGCUUAUAAAUAAUGGAGAUUCUUUUGAAUAAUUGGGCAUUAAUUUAACAUUAUUAGAAUGUUUUGAGUAUAAUCUUAAAAUAUUGAAUUUUUAAUUUUGUAAAAUCAUAUCAAUAGAAAAUCUGAAGGUUAAUUAUACUUAAUAUGUUCUUGAUAUUAAAAGGACAGAAUAAGAAUAAUAAAGUAUAUCAAUAAUUUAUAAUCCUAUUUGUUUUAUAUAUGCUAGAGUAUUAUCACGAAUCAAAAAAUUAGUAUUAAAUAGUGAUGAAGAAACAAUGGAAGCUUAAUUCUGUGCUAAUUUGGGAAAGUCUAAUUUAAUAAUAUUUGACACAAAAACUUAAGAAAUAGCUAAAAAUUUAGUAGUAAGAUAUCAAAAAUAACACAAUUUUAGAAAUAGAAAAUUUAUGGAUCCUCGUUUUCUCUAAUCUAAAAUGUUAAGGAUAUUACAAAGGUAUGUCCUAGAUUUAAAUCUCCAAUACGAACUCCUGUGUAUUUAUAAUAUUUCAAUAUGAAUUUACAAUUUCUUGUAUUUUCAUCUGAAAUUCACAAAUAAACUCAUUAACCUUACAUUAGAUUUUCAUCAGUAUAUUUUUUCUUAUUAAAAAGAGAUCCAAAGCAAGUUUAGAAGAUGCAUCAUUAUUAUAAUUAUCAAGCAAUGAAGUAAAUAACCUAAGAAAAUUGUAUCUAAUAUCUACUACAGAUCCUUUUAUUAAAAUGUAAAAUAUCAAUAUAAUCAAAAUUAGAUAUAUUUUUGAAUUGAAAAAUGAUGAAAUUACAUUAAAUCUAUAGACUAUUGUUAAUGAACUUUUUGAGAAAUAUGAUUAAAAAAGUCUAUCAUAAUAUAAUAUAUGGCUUCCUUUUUUUAGUUGUGUUGGUAAUAGAUAAAAUUUAACAAAUUCAUAAUUAUAAUCUUAUUUUACUAGCGAAACUUAUUUUGAAAUCAAUUUUCCUAGAAUAGGAAUGAAUAGUGUUAAUUACAGUUUUGAAGGAGAGAAAUUAAUCAAUUUUCCAUUUAUAAUAGGAAUUGUCUAAUCAGAUUUAGAAUAAAUAAAUAAACCAAUAUUUUCAAUGUUAGUAUAAAAAGAGGAUAUUAUAAAAAAAUGUGAACCUAUUUAAAUAGCCAAAAAGAUGGAAAAAGACUUCGAAAUAUUGGUAAUGCAAAUAAAUCCAAAAGAUAUAGAAUUAAGAAUUAAAGAAAUAGUUAGAUUUUCAUGUUAGAUCACACAAGAUUCUUUUGAAAAGGAUUCUCAAAAACUAAUUAAUAUUAUGUAUUAUUAGUAAGAGUCUUGUGUAUUGUAAUUUUUUGUAGAAAACUUGGUUUAAGGAUAUAGUUUAUUAUAUGUAGAUUAAAAUAAGGUGCAUGAAAGAGUUUGGAUUAUAGAAAUGAUAUCAUGCAAAUCAGAAAUUUUCUUUGAUAUAUUUUUAACUCAAAUAGUUGAUUUGGUUUUUAGAUAAGAUUCAUCUGCAUCAGAAAUAUUAAUUGCAUAAGUUAGAUAUUAAUAUAAUUAUAUAGAACCAUUACCCAUAAAAUAAUGGAUAGAUUAUAGCUAAUAAAUACAUCUCAGAGUCAAUAAAGAAAGUUGGAUUUAAGUGGAGAAUAGUUGAAAAUGAUUAUAAAACUCAAAUAAGGAGGACAAUAUUUACAAUAAAACGAUCAAAUUAUUAGUAAACCAUUAUUUAAAUCAAUAAAAUAGUUAACCUAAAGUAGAACAGAAUAUAUCUAUAAAAUUUAAUUCAUAUUACUCACUCUAAUAAUCUGAAGCAAGAAAUGAAGAAACCAAUACUUUAAGUUAUCUAAAGUCAAAAACCAUAUUUUAGUUUGCUGAAGAUUGUUUUCAUUACAAUUUGCAUAAGCCAUAUGAAUAAAAUUAAUAUAUAAUUGAAAAGGUAAAGAAUAAUUUAGCUUCACUACCUAUGACAUAAUUUACAGAAUUUAAAAAUGAAUAAGAAGUUCAUUAAUACUUUGAUAAAUUAACAUCAGUUCCUACAAUUGAUCCAAAACAUACUUAAGUGAUGACAUAAUACACAAAUAUUUAAUUGAAAUGGCUUAGAUCUAGAGAAAUUAUAAUAGAAGGAUCAAAAUAUAUAGAAGUGCCAAAUGAAUAGAAUUUCAUUUAUGUUUCCACUUUUCCUAAAAUGAAUCGUAGAAUUUAUUAUGUGAAAUUGUUUAAUCCAGGAUAUUUCUUUUUUGCAAUGGAAGUGGCUUAUAAUCAAAUUGAAUCUAUUCGAAAUGAUUAUAUCAGAUUUACUGAAAGAAUCUAUUAAGUAAAAAUUAAGAUCACUUUUAGGAAUUUCAUAAUAAAUAACCAUAAACUUCCUCUGAUCUCUUCAUACCUUAAUUCUAAACUUGUCUAACUAUAACUGAACCAGCUCCAAAUUGGUCCUUUAUUAACUUCUCCUUGAUUUUUAAUCAUACUAUCAAUUAAACUAUCAUUAAAGACUUAGGUAAUAGAACUAUAAAAUUGUAAAUGCCAAUCUUAUCUGGUAUCAUUCAAGAAGAUAUAGGUUUAAGAUAUGAAAAACCCAUAGUAGCUUUUGUUGCUUCAGAAUAUUUUGAUUGA